Messenger RNA from Nicotiana tabacum (common tobacco), 3316 nucleotides. Lineage: Eukaryota; Viridiplantae; Streptophyta; Magnoliopsida; Solanales; Solanaceae. The record is from RefSeq and is a predicted model, not a curated record.
UCGUCUCUUUCCCCUCUCAAAAUCCUCUCUCUUCACUUGUUCUUUCGGCUGCCAGAUGCCAGGUGAAUGCACCUGAGACGAAGAGAAGACAAGAGUCAACUAUUUUGAAGCUCUGCCUUUUUGUUUUCUUGGCUCCAAAGAGUAAGGCCAAGUCAAAGAGAAAUAUUAAAAUUCUCAACUUGGGAUUUCUCCACAGCUUUUUGUCUGCUGUUAAUGUCACAGAAACGCCAUUCUCACAAGCUCCAUAGUCCACUCUCUCAGUACAGUAAUGAAUAUUAGCGAGUUGACUCAGUUCCAGAAGGCCCAGAUGAAGGCGAUUCUUGGGCCUGACUCUAGUGUUCCUUUUGAAACCUUUAUCUCGGAUCUCAUGGCGAGCUCCUCUGAGGCUGAGUCAAUGUUGGACAUGAUCAAGCAGGAGGAUUCGAACUUGCUUGCUGUUAAGCUUGCUAACCUUCUAGACUCUCCCCAUAUCACUGAUGAUUCACGCGCUACGUGUGCUAUCGUCCUCCAAAAUUUGUUUGUUGGGGAUGAUGGAUAUGGUUGGCGCAAUCUAAGUCUAUCGACUCGGUCCGGUGUGCAAUGUAUCCUUCUGAACCGUAUCAAGAUUGAAGAAUCAAAAUCCAUUAUGCAGACCCUUUACAUUACGCUUUGUGUAAGCCUCCAAGAUAACAAGGAGUCUGAAAUAUGUAGCUUGUUCGGCCAAUAUUAUGACAACUCCAGUUAUAUCAAGGUAGUAGAGUUUACUUUGUCAUUAGUUUCCCAGUGCGCCAAACAAGGAGAUGAUUUAUCAUCAGCCCCUUGGAUCAAGGAUAUGUUACUAGGUGCACUGAAUGGUUGCAGUGAUAUGAGAUUGAGGAUGGCGGCACUGAGGGCAGCGAUCGACAUCAUUCAGUGCCUCUCUAGUUCAAAUGAUAAAGACUGGUAUCAGGGUUUGUUGCCAGCUUUGUUGGGGACCUUGACAGAAGCAUUGAGCAAAGGUGAGGAGGUUACUGCCAGGGAAGCGCUGGAACAUUUUGUUGAGUUUGCUGAGAAUGAACCUAGGUUCUUAAGGAUGCAACUAGUAGAAGUGGUGGCUACCAUGUUUGAGAUAGCAGAGAAUGUGAGUUUGGAAAAGGAGACGAGGCACUUGGCGAUUAAGUUCCUGAUAACUUUAGUUGAGGCGAAAAAGGAAGCUCCCGGCAUGAUGAAGAAAUUACCAUUAUUUACUAGCAACUGUUUUGCUAUGUUAUUGAAGUUGUUACAAGAUGUUGAGGACGAACCACCUUGGAACAAUAUCCACAAGGUUGCAUUUAGGGAAUAUGGUAACAUUAUGGUUGGGAUCUGCUAUUUUGAUCGCUUGUCUCGUGCAUUAGGUGCUAAGACUAUUGCUCCUGUUGCUAAAGAGCAGCUCUCUGCUUGCUUGGCUGCCCCUGACUGGGAGAAACGCCAUGCAACACUUCUUGCACUUGCUGUUAUUUCUGAAUGUUGCCCGAAGGUGAUGCUUACGAGUAUGGAGGAACUGGUUCUGAAUUAUUUCCUGAACAUGGUUCUGGAUUGUUUCCAAGAUCCUCACCCUCGAGUAAGAUGGGCCGCUAUUAGGGCAAUUGCCUUGUUUUCGACCUUCUUCUGUCCACAGUUGCAAGAACAAUUCCAUGAUCAAGUAUUACCUGCAUUAGCUGCAGCUAUGGCUGAUUUUCAAAAUCCAAUAAUACAGGUAAUGGAAGUUCUUCUGUCAUUACUAGGAUCACAACUGAAGGCGGACGAUCGCAGUAAUGUUUAUCUAUUCUUGGCAGGAGCCAGAAUUUUCUUAUGCAUGGGGAAGGAAUUUCUUCCUUACAUGAGGGUAGCCAUCCCUUUUAUGAUUCAACUUGCUCAAGUUGAACUUGAUAUAACCAUCUAUGAUCAUUCAUACUCUGGAUUAUAUGGAUUAGAUUACGAUAGGGACAUUAUAGUCAAGUUUGAGGAAACAAGCAUGUGCAUCAAAGAUAAUAUCCGACUAGAGGAGAAAUCUAUAGCCUGUCAUCUCCUUGACAUCAUUUCUGUCUUGCUGGAGGAAGAUUUCUACCCUUGGAUUUCCCAGGCUGCUCCAGUCUUAGAACCACUUUUGAAAUUCUACAUCCACGACGAUGUCAGGGAAAAUGCUAUUUUUGCAAUUUCAUCCCUGUUGCGUUCUGCUAAACUGGCGGUAGAGAAAGGGACUGCUCAAGGUGGAAACAAGUGGUACUUCAAGGAGUUGUCUGGCCGUAUAAUAUUGGCUUUGGGGGACGCAAUAUAUUCGGAGCAUGAGACAAAACUAUGUGAAAUUAUAUUGAAGGAAUUGAAUCAAUGCCUAAAGAUAAGUGGACCACAUCUUGAUGAAGAUCAGGUUCGUAGAAUCAUGAAUGGGAUAAAGCACGUCAUUACAGAAAGUUCAUGCAGAAAAGGAAAACUCACAGAGAGAGAAAAAUCAGAUGACUUUGAUGCUGAGGAAGCUGAAUUGCUCAGGGAGGAAAGAGAGCUAGAAGAAAAAGUAUUUUCUAGGGUUGGUUGCAUAUUGUUGACAUUGAUCAAAACCUUCAAGGCUGCUUUCUUGCCUUUCCUUAAUGAGCUUUCCUCAUAUUUAAUGCCUAUGACAGGCAAGGAUAAAACAGCUAAAGAGAGAAGUGCAUGUGUAAAUAUCUUUAAUAAACUUGUGGAGGAAUGCAGCGAAUCAUCUCUAAAGUAUUAUAACAUAUGUCUUCCUUUUAUUUUGGACUCAAGCAAUGACGAAAAUCCAGUUCUUAGAGAGAAUGCAUUUUAUGGACUUGGGCUUUGUGCGGAAUAUGGUGGUUUAGUUUUCAAACCAUUUAUCGGAGAGGCUCUUUCAAGGAUCAAUGUUGUGAUAACACAUCUACAUGCUCUUGCACCUGAGAAUGAACAGGCAUAUCAUGAUGCUGUUUUUGCACUUGGUCAGAUAUGUCAGUUUCAUCGGGAAAGUAUUGACUCCACGCAGAUUAUUCCGGCUUGGUUGAAUUGUCUGCCUAUAAGAGGUAACAUGGUUGUUCACGACCAGCUCUGUUCAAUGGUUGAAAGGUACUGUACUGGACUAAUCUGCUCUAGUUUCUAUCAUCAUCUGGUCUUUACUUUACUUUUCAGAUUUUCUUUUUGUUAAGACUGUGAGAAGGCACGGGAGAAAAUAUGUUAUUGAUAUUAGAUGAUAAAUACAAUACAAGAGGUCUCUAUUUAUAGCUAUACAUUAAAAGGGGAUAUUACUCCUCUUCUAAUGUGGGAUAAGACUACACUAUACAUAUCUAUAAACUAACACUCCCCCUCAAGUCGGUGCAUACACAUCAUAUGUACCGAGCUUGUUACACAUGUA